ACUUGUCAGAAUCUCAGUUGUCAGUUAGAACCAGAUAUGUCAGUUUGUUACAUCAUCACGUCCGCAGCAAACUGAUGAGCUGCCACCACUUCUUCUUCUGUCUGUCCUGACUCUCAUGGAUUCAGACCAGACGGGAAGGAGGUCCUUCGGUGUCAUGGACAAACAAAACAAGGAUGGAGAUUCUGACAGCAGAGAGUCUUAUGGGCUGAAGUAGCAGCUGUCAAUCACUGAAUGGUGAUCUCCGUGUCAGUCCACUGGAAAACUCCAAAACUGCUUUCCCCCUCCCCCUAGAUUUCAGAGUUAUUAAAGGCUGAGAAGAAAUCACCACCUCAUCGCACCAUAUGUAUUGACCCCCGAAACAUCAGGACCAACCUUUCCAUCCUAAAUAACACAGGGUGCACUAGCAGUACUGGGUGGAUUACGAGAUCCAAAGCUGUCCUGCCUGAAAACAUCAGUCAGUUGUCCAGUUGUCAGUUUAAGAGGCGAGAUCAUUUGCGUGAAAGCUUAGUCCCUGUUCCUGCCCCCGUCACUGCCGUGGCCUUGCCUCAGGAGGGACAACUGCAACCCAGCUUGCUGUCCUCAAAUCUUAUCAUCCUUGCACACCUGGUGGAAAAAUCUAAGAUGCUGCCCUUAUGUUCAGUCUCUUGUAUUGGAGAGCGGCUUAAAAAGCAAGAGAUACAUCCACACAUCCUGGGGGUGCAGGCAUGGAUGAAGCAGCAGUCCUGUGAGCUGUGGUGCACGCCACCAGUCAGACAGCUGUCUCCCCAAACAGGGCCGACCAAUAAAUGGUUCUUUGAGGAUUUGACAGACCUCCAGAGGAGACUGUUUUUAGGUGCCUCAAAGAAAUUUGGAAUCCUGAGCCACUCGCAGACGCUGGGGAAAGAUGCUCGCCACAACCCACCUGAAUCCACGUCUUCACCAAACAGUUAAAGACAGUCAAAGACACAGGAAAGAUAAAACCAAACUGAAAUCAGCAAAUACAGUUUGACUGUUUGUUUUUAUGUAGCAUUUGUUUGUGACUGACUGAUCAUUGUUGCAGUUCUUACAAAGACAAGAGUAAGAAUCACACAUUAUAACUUAUAUUCAUUUAGUUAGAGUGGUAGCAAUGUUCAAAAUCAAAUCAUAGACACACGGAUGCAGAAGAUGACAAACAGAUUAUGUCUGAAAAUGUUUUGUUUCUAACACACAUCCAAACAUAUUUUCCACUGUCUUUCUACACAUUUAAUCUGGGAUCUAAAAAUAUGAAAUAUCAAACAAGGCUUCAAAAUCAAGUUAAGGUAUAUGGGGAAUAAUAUGUGAUCGUCUGUGUGUGUGUGUGUGUGUGUUUGUGUGUGUUUUUACCAAAAGAGAAAAAAUAGAAACGUGUGAUUCAGAAGCUCUGAACUUAUCCUAAAAAUAUCGGAUCUAUGGAGACAUUUAAAGUACAAAUACAGGUUUUAUUUCAUCUAAAAUAUUAUGUCUGCUUUAUGCCCAAGAGAAUAAGUCAAACACCAUCUGCAAAAACAACAAACAUCACCUUUGUACUCAAUCACUUUAUCUCCACUUGUGUCACGCUGUGCAGUUGGCAGGAUUUGCCACUUGCCGACUCGCAGUCAAAGCCGUGAGCGAUGUAAUGACAGCUUUAAAACAGUUUGUCGUGCUGGAGGGAGAUCAAGCCGUACUGUCAUCCCGACCCUCAGCAUCCUGCGUGAUUCAUUCAUGUUCAUUUUGGUUGAUUUGAUUUCCCUGUUACUGUUUAGCGCUGAUGAAAUAAAACUCUUCAUUUUCUACUGGGACAGAGUUCAGAUGAAGUGUAUGGUUGGUGUGGUUGUGUAAGUGUGAGUUGUGGGUGUCGUUUGAGCUGAAAAUGAAACCGCUCUGACAGCAUCAUCGGCCAUUUAAUAUGUGAAAGUCGUUUUUAAAUUCUGCCAAACGACACACACUGGCUAGACUCUGAAAAUGAAUUAAUCGGAUAGAUUUUAAACGGCAGAGAAUUGAGAAAUUGGAACAUUUUGUCACAAUAAAGGCUAAUGAAAAGACACUUUGAGCUGGAAUAAAAAUUUUGGAUGUUAACAUGAUGUAGAAAUAAAAUAACUAAUUUUUCUAAUUAAGCUCCAGUCAAUCUGCAGGGCACUGAGUCCUGGGUAAUUACAGGUGAUGAUGUAGAUUUGGUUUAAAAGCUCCUGCUGGCUCAGUCUCUCUCUCACUCUCUUUCUCUCACAUAAAUGCACAUGAAGCAUUUAUGUGCCCGUCCCCUUCCCAGCUACGGUGGUCUAUAACUGUGCUUUCAUCUCAGACCUGCAGAGAACAGAAGAGCAGCCAAACAUUGACAACAAGGAGACUAAACCUUUCUUUACAGAGCAGAGUGAGGAACACCGCAAAACUACACACUACGCAGGAUGAUAGUGGACUCAGCAGCCAGUCACGGUCCAGACUGUGGGUCUGUAUGCAACGAGUCAGCAGCUCUGCAGGGCCAGGGGCCACCCAUGUUGGUCGACGCCUGGCUGGUGCCCACUUUCUUCGGCCUCAUCAUGCUGGUCGGCCUGGUCGGGAACUCGCUGGUCAUCCAUGUGGUCACCAAACACCAGCAGAUGAAGACCGUCACCAAUUUUUACAUAGUAAACCUGGCUACGACUGAUAUCCUGUUUCUAGUGUGCUGCGUCCCCUUCACCGCCACACUGUACCCACUGCCCAGCUGGAUCUUCGGAGAGUUUAUGUGCCGACUGGUGAACUACCUUCAGCAAGUGACUGCGCAGGCAACAUGUAUCACUCUGUCAGCCAUGAGUGUGGACCGCUGCUAUGUGACCGUCUACCCUCUGCAGUCGUUGCGACACCGCACCCCACGCAUGGCUGUGGCUAUUUCUGUGUCCAUCUGGAUCGGCUCCCUGCUUUUGUCGAUCCCUGUAGCCGUGUACCAGCAUCUGGAGGCCGGAUACUGGUUUGGCCCUCAGACGUACUGCAGCGAGGUCUUCCCCUCGGCCCACCUCCAGAGAGCCUUCAUCAUCUACAACUUCCUGGCCGUCUAUCUGCUGCCCUUGCUCACCAUCACUGCCUGUUAUGCCUUCAUGCUCAAGCGCAUGGGCCAGACCAGCGUGAAUCCCAUCGACAGUAGCUACCAACUUCAUGCUCAGGUAGAGCGGGCAGCAGCGGUGCGGGCGAGAGUCUCCCGUAUGGUGGUGGUGAUGGUGGCCCUGUUCCUCAUCUGCUGGGGCCCCAUUCAGGUCUGCAUUCUCCUGCAAGCAUUUGGCAUCCGCAGUUAUGUUCUCUACAAGCUGAAGAUUUGGGGUCACUGCAUGUCUUAUUCCAACUCCUCUGUCAACCCGCUGGUUUACGCCUUCAUGGGCAACAACUUCAGAAAGGCCUUCAAGCAAGCCUUUCCCGAUGUGUUUCUGUGGCGUACACGGCAGAGAGUCAGGGUCGGGAACAUAGACAUGGAGGAAGGGAGAGAGAUGGAUCAUCAGACUCCCAAAGGAGAAGCAGAGAUGCACUUUCUUUCAUCUGGAUCCUAAAGGCCACGCUGGGCAUUCGGACACUGUAGACUCAUUGUUUAUUUAUAGUUUGUUCUGGAGAUGAGAGCAGUCUGCUCAGCCUUGUACAUGUGUGCGUGUGAACGUGCACACACACACACACACACACACACAGAAAUAUACACAGAUUACACACAAUAGACACAGAAAAAAGGAACAUUUCAGAUAAAAAUUGCCUGACAGAUAGUUCCAACUAGACAAUCGUGGCACAAUGUGGGCUCAAUAUAGAAAGUACUGUACAAAGGACAGCAGUAUGUGACAGGUUUUAACACAUACACACACAUACACACUCACACACAGAUGCCUACCAUGUGAUCUGUUAAAAAGGACACACCAGUCUGGUGCCUCUCGUGACUUUCACAAGCUGCUGAAAUACAAUUAUCUUUGUCACAUUUUUUAGCUUAGCUGGACUGAUGCAAUCAGUGUUACUGGAUGUCAAAAUGUUGAGCUCCUGAUCUUCAUAUCAGCAUUUUUCAAGGUGGUAAAGUAAAUUGUUUAGGCAAUAUUGCAUCUUGAUUGUCGGUGACUGCAUCUUUUAUGGACAGCAAUCCUGUUGGACAUAGUUAUCUAAGUGUUAGUUAAGCUCUUUCUUCAAAAGAAGACAAGUAUCCACAUUUAGUAACAGUGUAAUUUUACAUUAAAUGGACAUUAUUGGUGUGCAUUAUUGUAGCCUAAACUACAAUUUGAAUUUAUGUUACCUCAUUACACAGCUAACCAGUCAGUUUUGUGACUGCUUUUCAAUGUUAUCUCUUUUGUCUUUAUUUCUUUAUGUUCUACAGCUACAUGGUCGCUCUAGUAAAUAGUAGCUACAGCAGCCCUCAUGAACAGCUAUUCAUUUGCCAUACAGGCAUUCACAGAUGUGUUACACAUGGAGCAAAAGCUUGUACACACACACACACACAC
Molecule: messenger RNA, 4409 nt
Organism: Thunnus maccoyii (southern bluefin tuna)
Lineage: Eukaryota; Metazoa; Chordata; Actinopteri; Scombriformes; Scombridae
Gene: kiss1rb
Product: KISS1 receptor b
Exons: 10
Coding region: 2379-3488 (369 amino acids)
Biological process (GO): neuropeptide signaling pathway
Cellular component (GO): membrane
Molecular function (GO): G protein-coupled peptide receptor activity
Source: RefSeq, a predicted model, not a curated record